UCAAGCACUGCUGCGCAGCCAGCUGCCACUGAAAAUCCAACUCCGCAGCUCUUUAGCGACCUUUUCUCUGCUCCAACUGCAAUCAGGCGCUUCCAGCGGCUACUCGUCCAGGGCGGCAGUAUCUUAACAGGCGACGCUUUGCGCAGGCUUAUCGUCUUCGACUUCAACGGCGCUCAGCCUACGAAUGGCGCCCUAGGUGGUGCAGUUAAGUCAGCUAAUAUAGAGACCUUUCCUUUUGUCACUGAUCUCGACAUCAGUAUGACGCUUGCCUUUCUCGAGCCCUGCGGAAUCAACACACCGCACAUUCACCCUAGGGCGACUGAAUUUCUAGUUUUAGUUGAGGGUUCUAAUCUGCAGUUUGGGAGCUUUCUUGAAAACGGCCUAGUUUCACCAGGGCAGAACCAGGAGGUGGCCGGCACGCUAGAAAGAUAUCAGGGUACGGUCUUCUCAUCAGGAAGCAUUCACUACCAGUUCAACAACGGGUGCGAAAAGGCAGUAUUUGUGGCGGCUUUGAAUUCAGCAAAUCCUGGUACGAGCUCAGCAGCACAGGGCUUCUUUAGCCUCAACGCAGAGGUGGUGAACGCGACGCUUGGCCCUGCUGCGUCUAUCGCUAGUGACGGGCUACAGGACCUGCGAAGGCUGAUUCCUGAGAGUCUCGCGCAGGAUGUGCAAAGCUGCUUGGCGAGGUGC
Exserohilum turcica Et28A is the source of this 690-nucleotide messenger RNA. RefSeq lists its product as uncharacterized. The annotation marks the transcript as partial. Gene Ontology annotation, molecular function: manganese ion binding. Gene Ontology annotation, cellular component: cell wall. The transcript is spliced from 2 exons. The record is from RefSeq and is a predicted model, not a curated record. Lineage: Eukaryota; Fungi; Ascomycota; Dothideomycetes; Pleosporales; Pleosporaceae.